Molecule: messenger RNA, 2392 nt
Organism: Eublepharis macularius
Lineage: Eukaryota; Metazoa; Chordata; Lepidosauria; Squamata; Eublepharidae
Gene: UTP18
Product: UTP18 small subunit processome component
Exons: 14
Coding region: 26-1660 (544 amino acids)
Biological process (GO): rRNA processing
Cellular component (GO): Pwp2p-containing subcomplex of 90S preribosome; small-subunit processome
Molecular function (GO): protein binding
Source: RefSeq, a predicted model, not a curated record
GCUCCGGAGCACGGGUGUAGGAAGCAUGGAGGCGGUGGCCGGUGCUCGGUAUGGCUCGCCGGUUAGACGAAAGCGAGGGCGGAAAGAGCAGCGCGAUGCUGAUGCGGGCCGCGGGGCCGUCCGCGAGGGGGAUGCUUCGGCGCCAGCCCACGAUCUGACGGAGGAGGCCCGCCGGGCGCGGCAUUUAGCGGUUCUGGCCGAGAAGCCUGCCGCGGAACGGGGUCUGGAGGAGCUGCUGUUCGGCGACACCCAGGAGGGAGAAGGCUUGCUGAGGCGGCUUCAGGGUCACUCUUCCGAGCAGUGUGAUGAAGGAGUUAGUGGGAACCUACUUGAAGAGGAGUCUUGUGAUUCAGAAACUGACGAUGAAACGGACAACUUUCUCCCAUCUAAAAAACCAGCCUGGGUGGAUGAAGAUGAUGAAGCUGAGGAAAUAAUUGACAUGACUCAUCGACAUAGGAAAAAUAUGAUGAAAAGUGCUGCAGAAAGAAAAAUUACUAAGGAAAAGCUGCACAGAAAACUUCAAGAAGAAUUUCAGAGUGUUAUGGGAGCAACCCCUUCUUGGGCACAGAGGACUAUGAAGACAAACAUCAGAAAAACAAAACAUGAAGAUGAUAGUGAAGAGGAUGAAGAUACUGAUCUGCUAUGCAAGACAGGCAAUUUUGUGACCACAUCAGAGUCUUUACCAAGAGGAAUUUUACAGAUUAAAAACUGCCUGCAUGCUAAUAAUGACCGUCCAUCAAAUGCAAAACUGACAACUGUGCAAUUCCAUCACUCUGCCCAAGUUGUUAUGACAGCUGGGUUAGAUCAAUCUGUGUCACUGUUCCAGGUGGAUGGUAAAACUAAUCCUAAGAUACAGAGCAUCUAUCUCCAAAAGUUUCCAGUCUACAAAGCACGUUUUAGUGCAGAUGGAGAGCAAGUUAUAGCUACUAGUUUACGCGAAAAGCUGUUCUAUGUAUAUGACAUGAUGGGUGGAAAGAUUAUUCCUGUAAACCGUAUCAGAGGUUUAGAGGAGAGAUUUGUCAGGAAAUUUGAAGUAUCUCCAGAUGGGUCAUUCCUCCUGAUUUCUGGGCUGUCGGGAUAUCAGCAUUUAAUAGCAAUGAAGACAAAAGAGUUUGUUGGCAGCAUGAAAAUAAAUGGGAGAGCUACUGCAUCGGCUUUUUCUCCAGACAGCAGUAAAAUAUACACCCAUUCUGAUGAAGGUGAAGUCUUCAUAUGGGAUGUGAAAAGUAGGCGAUGCUUGAGCAGGUUUACUGAUGAAGGCUGUCUGCGUGGUACAUGUAUUGCCGUCUCAAAAAAUGGCCAAUAUGUGGCUUGUGGUUCCCGUUCUGGAGUUGUAAAUGUGUAUGCCCAUGAUGACUGUCUCAGAGGAACUAAUCCUAAACCUCUCAAAGCUAUAAUGAAUCUGGUCACAGCGGCUACAUCGCUGUCCUUCAAUCCCACCUCAGAAAUACUGGCAAUUGCUUCCAAGAAAACUGAUGAUGCAGUUAAACUGGUCCACAUUCCUUCCUUUACGGUAUUCUCAAAUUUUCCUGUGACUAAGAAAAAGAGAAUAUGCUUGACUCAAUCCAUGGACUUCUCACCCAGAAGUGGAUUUUUUUCUAUAGCAAAUAACAAAGGCAAAGCUUUAUUGUAUAGGUUGAAACACUACUCGGACUUCUAAGUUGUCUACCUUAUAAUGAGAUGGUGUAAUCUGCAGCUUUAAGAAUGUGGAUGUGUUUGUUUUUUUUUGCUUUAAUUCUUACAUGCAUCUUACUUGAGUAAUAAUACAAACUGAUGGCACCUUCACAAACUGGUCUUUUCCCAUUACAUCAUCCAUGUAAUAUUUAAAAGUACAUUAGAUAGGAAUAAGGGCUAAUCCACACGUACAGAGAAAUCAUGUUGCAUGGGAGAAAUGGAUAGAUGUCUCACCAGGUGUAGGAAUUUAAACUGAUCCAGCAAAGCUUGGGCUUGGACUUCUUGAUUUCUAUUGUGAGGUGUACAUCCCAACCAUUUGAGUUCAUCUUCCACAUACUGAAAGUUCCAUAUAAUUGGUAAUAUGCGCCAAGUGGACAUAAGAAGGCACUGCAUAUAACUACAUUAUCUCAGUGUUCUGUUAUUGUAGUAUAAUACUGGCCCCAAGUGGUCACUGUUGGGCACUGGAUUCUUCAUUAUUGGCUUGCUUUUAUUAAAAAGUUCAUCAACAACAAAAAACCCAAAGAAAUUGUGUUUUAAAUACAGGUUUAGGUUUAUAUCUCUGAGUCACAAUGAAGCAGAUGUUGCCAUUGGAUACUUUCCUCAAAACCAUUACAACUCACUUUUAUGCAGCUCAGACUUUGUGCAGCAUCUCUAGUUUAUGGUGCAGUCAUAAGAACCAUUUCUGGGAUCGUCUUUUUUUCAGGAGGAACGUGGGGGA